AUGAUAAAUUUUGAUGAGACGCUUACCAAUUCUCACUUGGUGUCGUUAGAAGAGGUUAGAUAUACAAUUCCUGCCACCCAUGUCUAUCAACAACGACGAAAUAUUGUUAUUCCAAAUUAUUCCACUCCUCCAACAACUCAGUAUGCAAGUCUAGAGUGUGUGCCUCAGAGCAGUUCGAUAAGUGCCAAAAGUGCAGCGGCUUCAACGAUUUGCACUGGAAAUAAUUCAAAAAAUAACCAUACAACAUGGCCGGCAACAUCAACACAACAAAAUGAUUAUGAACGUGAUAAUCAAACUAUCGAAAAUAAACCGUUAUACAACGGCGCUAGUAUCGCUAUUAAAUCUUAUCAUAAACAAAUUCAUCAGUUUUGUACAGAUCUUAAAUUAGAUAAUGAUCAAAUAACAAAAUUACUUCAAUUAAUUUCAUACGCUUUGCCACAUGAUCAUCAUUUAGCUCUAACAUCACAAAAACUAUUUGAACUAGUUCAAGAUAAAAUUCGUUGUCCAAAUUGUUGUUAUGAAAUCAAUACUGGAGGAAUCAUUAAUGAUCCAGUCAAUCGACAACCAUUCGUAGCUGUACAAAAUAAUCCAUCUUCCACUUCGGCAAUUCAAAAUGCAAUUCAGAAUGAUUUAAAUGAAACGCUUCAGUCACAAAUUGACUAUAUACAAGAACCAUACGCCGAUACAAUUGAACAGAAUAAAAAGUUUAAAUCUUCGAUUAUAUUUGAACCAGUUGGACAUGAUCAAAUAAGUAAAUAUUUUGAAGUUAAUCAAUUUUUUCAUUUAGUAAAUGGCAGUUUACCAAAUGUUAAUAGUCACAAUGUUGAAGAUGUGUCCCAUUUAGAUCCAACAACACCACUUACUACGAGUGAUGCAUUUAAAAUAGCUGUUGCAACAAGUGUUAGGCCGUUUCAAGAUGCUGUGAAAGAACUAUACAGUUUAAUUGGUUUACAAAAUGAAAAAUUAGAAAGAAAUUUACGGUAUACACAACAUUUACCAGGACAAAUGAAUAAUGCUGUAACAAGUGUCAACAAUUUUCUUCGACUUACAUCAAAACUUACAUCUGGAAAUAAAAUAGAUGAUAAUGAUCCAAAUGUAAUAUUGAUAAUUAAUGAUAUUGAUUUGAAAGAUGCUCAAGUAACAAAUUCAUUUACGGGAACUGGUCGUAAUUGUGUUCGACAUGUAUACGGUCCUGAUGCAUCUGGUCAUUCAUUAAAACAGGGCGAAUUUGAAAUUAUUAUAGAAGCUAUUGCCUAUCUUCAUAAAGUGUCAUUUGCCGACGUAUGGUCUAAAGCAACGAUAAUAAAAGAAUCGUUAUUGCAAAUGAAAUAUGACAAUAAAAAACAUACGGCCACAUCUUCCACAAUAGACACAUCUCGUUCGAAGAGAGGCAAAUCACGUCAGUCAAAACAAGCAACAGCAUCUUCGAGAGAUAUUUCAAGUAUUAAUUCUGUUCAAGAACUAAUUACUACGGCGUUACCAAUAGCGCAAACAAUCGAACAACAAUCGUCUUGA
Didymodactylos carnosus is the source of this 1515-nucleotide messenger RNA. The record is from the annotation of a GenBank genome assembly. Lineage: Eukaryota; Metazoa; Rotifera; Eurotatoria; Philodinida; Philodinidae.